Molecule: messenger RNA, 1317 nt
Organism: Oldenlandia corymbosa var. corymbosa
Lineage: Eukaryota; Viridiplantae; Streptophyta; Magnoliopsida; Gentianales; Rubiaceae
Source: the annotation of a GenBank genome assembly
AUGGUCUAUCGUCAUCCCUCCAUCGUCCAUCACUUUUGUGUUCGUGUAUGGUGCACCGUUUCUCAAGAUUACGACAAAACAGGGUUAUUACUUGAGAUUUUAAGCGGUCUUGAGAACGAUGUUUCUAACAAGCAUUUAAAUAGAAGUGAAGAUGAUAUGGCUGAUGCAAUUCGUAGACAUUUGAAGGGUAAGCCAUAUCUCAUAGUUUUGGAUGAUGUUUGGGAUAUGGAAGCUUGGGAUAGUCUAAAAUUGUCAUUUCCUGAUGAUAAAAGUGGAAGUAGAAUUCUUGUAACCAGUCGAAACGAGAAUGUGGCUUCACAAAUCAUUCCGCAAAGUCAAACCCUCCAUCAUCUUCGUUCACUCACGGAUGAGGAGAGUUGGAAACUGUUACAAAUGAGGAUAAGUUUUGAAGAAGGUUGUCCUCCUGAGCUUGUUGCACGUGGCCAGGCAAUUGCACAACGUUGUAAAGGUUUGCCGUUGACGAUCGUAACUGUUGCUGGCCUCCACUCAAACAUGGAGACAAGUGGGUGGGAAGAAGUUGAAGAAAGCUUAAACAAAAGCUGCACACCGGCUCUAGAUCAGUGGAAAGAGACUAUAGAGUUGAGCUAUCGUCAUUUACCGGACUACUUGAAACCAUGUUCUCUCUACUUUGGAGCAUAUAAAGAGGACCAAAGGAUACGUGUUCGGGAAUUGUUAGAGCGAUGGAUUGCGGAGGGAUUUGUGGAAAGGACUGCGGGAGGAUGUGUAGAGGAUGUAGCGGAGGCUUACUUGACAGAGUUAGUACAGAGAAAUUUGGUGAUGGUUGCUGAGAGAGGAUCUAGAGGGAAGAUCAAAUUCUGCAUGCUUCACGACUUGUUACACGAGUUUUACAAGGAAAAGAGCAUUGGAGAUCACUUUCUGCAGCGAUUACACGGGAGUGAGCUUGGUACUUCCGCAGAGCCUAACAUGUCUUAUCGGUUGUUUAUAGACUCUAGCAGAGAGGAGGAUGUUGCAGAGCCAAAGCAGGUUUUUCCUUAUCUACGCACUUUGUUCAUUCCUAAUAACAAUGAUAACUCCUCGUGGGAUGAACGACAUCGGAGGGGUAUUUUGUACAAGUUUUGUCGGUCCAAACUUGUAAGAGUUUUGGACUGCUGGGGCAUGGGUUUCUUCGACAUCUUUCCGAGAGUAGUUCUACAACUUGCUCACUUGAAAUACUUGAGAUUGGGAAUUGGUGCAGAACUAUUUAUGCUCACGCCGUUAAUCGUCAAUCUCUCAUCUUUGGAGAUACUUAGUGUUGUGGAUGCCCCGGCUACAGUGUUAUGCUGCCAGAUACUUUGA